AUGAGGAACAGGGCCACUACACCGUUGAGCAAGCCUAAAAUCCGACAAUCAUGGAGCAAAUAUAACCUAUUCAACCUGCAGCGCCUGCGUAAUCCCCCAACCGGCAGCAAAACAUUUUUCCAACAAAAAUGGACGGCCAAGUCCAUGGCCCGAUCAUACCAUGGUGAACAAGUCCGCGAGAGCCAAUGGGCGCGCAUGUUCUCCCGCCGCAUUCGCAGCGUCGUGCCCAUGAGCCCAGCUAGAUUAGCCCAGGAUGAUGGCUCCGGGAUGUCCGCUGGUCGUGGAGCGGGUGUGGAGGGUACCAAGGAUUUCCCUCGAUUGACACCCUUUACACAGAUGACGUUUGCUCCUCUGGAGCGUCGAUUGGAUGUGGCUAUCUUCCGAGCUAUGUUUGCUAGCAGUGCUAGACAGGCUCGGCAGUUUGUUGUUCACGGUGCGGUGACGGUUAAUGGGAAGCAGAUGAGAUACCCCGGUUACCUCCUUAACCCUGGCGAUCUUUUCCAGGUCGACCCCGAGCGUGUCAUGUAUGCAACUGGUGCCCCUAAAGAUAAACACGAGCGUCGAGAGGGACGUGUUGCCCGGAAAAAGUCGGCAGAGUCGCAAGAAGCGGAAGCGGAGGCGAAGGAAGAGGUUGCUACGGAAGAGUCGGGAGAGAAGAAGGAAGCCGAGUCUGAGGAACAGGGCCAAAAGAAGGAGAACGACGACCCACGAGAGACUCUGAAGGUCCUGCUGGCCCAGGCCAAGAAUAUUAUGGCCGGCAGUAAGGAUGUGCUCCCCGCAAAGCGCAAGCAGGAACUGCGUGGAUUCCAGAAGGCCGUCAAACGUGUCCUCUCUCGUUCCGAUUCAAGCACCGUUCUCGCCGACAACCUGGAAUCACAAUUCUCUGAGCUCAUUACUCUCCUCAAGGCCAAGCCUGCGGAGAAGAAAGACACUAAGCGCUCGAAGCGUGAUCAGUCUUCCGACGAGACCAAGAACGUUUCCGAGUCCGCAUCCGAAUCUGCUACAGCCAGUGAAUCCCAGCCCGGAGAGGCCUUAACUGAGGCUUUCCGACAGGCCGCCGAGAACCCCGAGGAAGAAGUUGACACCUCAGAACUUACAGAAGAGGAGUUCGAUGUGCUCAAGCGGGCUCUCGUCCAGAUGCGUGACAACCCCAUCGACAGCACAAAGCCCUACGCCACCCCCUGGAGGCCUCGCGAUUACAUGAGCGCUUUCGCCUUCAUCCCCCGAUACCUCGAGGUCAACCACAACAUCUGCGCAGCGGUCUACCUGCGCCAUCCGGUGGCUCGUCCUGGCUUCUCGGAGGUGCCGACACCGUUCGGCGAGCCCGUCGGUACAGCCGCUUUCACCUGGUACCUGAAACGGCGGUAG
Aspergillus nomiae NRRL 13137 is the source of this 1368-nucleotide messenger RNA. RefSeq names its product mitochondrial 37S ribosomal protein uS4m. Gene Ontology annotation, cellular component: mitochondrial small ribosomal subunit. Gene Ontology annotation, molecular function: rRNA binding; structural constituent of ribosome. The record is from RefSeq and is a predicted model, not a curated record. Lineage: Eukaryota; Fungi; Ascomycota; Eurotiomycetes; Eurotiales; Aspergillaceae. Bases 1 to 1368 code for a protein of 455 amino acids. The transcript is spliced from 3 exons. Gene Ontology annotation, biological process: positive regulation of translational fidelity.